AUGUCGCGCUUCAGCCUGCACCGUGUACGACUGCCCGUCCCACGCAAUGCCCCCCGCCGUGGCCUGAAAACCGCUUUCCACGUCCCCGUCUCCGCCGAAGCCCGCCACCGCGCCGCCAAAGAGGUGCGCGUCGAGAAGCUCACGGCGAAAUGGCAGCCGCACUGGGACGAGCUGGCACCCAAAUGGCACGCCAUGCGCCCGCAGGACAAGGGCCCCGCCUACGUCCUGCCCAUGUUCCCGUACCCCUCGGGCACCCUCCACCUGGGCCACCUGCGCGUCUACACCAUCUCCGACGUCCUCGCCCGCUUCAAGCACAUGCAGGGCUACCGCGUGCUGCACCCCAUCGGCUGGGACGCCUUUGGCCUGCCUGCCGAGAACGCCGCCAUCGAGCGCGGCGUGAGCCCCGAGAAGUGGACGCUGCAGAACAUCGACGCCAUGAAGGCCCAGAUGACGGGCAUGGGCGGCCGCUGGGACUGGGACGCUGAGAUUCGCACCUGCGACCCCGCCUUCUACAAGCACACCCAGCGCAUCUUCCUCAUGCUGCAUGAGCGCGGCCUGGCCUACCAGGCAGACUCGCUCGUCAACUACGACCCCGUCGACAAGACGGUCCUCGCCAACGAACAGGUCGACGCCAAUGGCUGCUCGUGGCGCUCGGGCGCAAAGGUCGAGAAGCUCAUGCUGAGGCAGUGGUUCCUGAAGAUCAAGGAGUUCCAGGAGCCUCUGCUCAACGACCUGGAAAAGCUGGCAGAGGACGGCAGGUGGCCCGACAAGGUGCUCGCCAUGCAGAAGAACUGGAUCGGCAAGUCCGAGGGCACCAAGCUGUGCUUCGAUAUCAAAUCCACAGACGACGUCCAAUUCGAGCCGGUCGACGUCUUCACCACCAGAGCAGACACCCUCUUCGGCGUGCAAUACAUCGCCCUGUCGCUCACUCAUCCCAUCACGCGGGCAGCUGCAGAACACGACGAGUCGCUCCGCGCAUUCAUCGACCGCGCAAAGACCCUGCCCCCUGAUACCAAGGAAGGCUAUCUGCUGCCAAACAUCACCGCCCAGAACCCAGUCUCCGACAUCACCGAACUAUGUUCUUCUCCUGUACCUGUUUAUGUCGCCCCGUAUGUCCUCGACGACUACGGCUCCGGUGCGGUCAUGGGCGUGCCGGGCCACGACACCCGCGACCACGCCUUUUGGCGGACAAACGCCGGCACUUCACCCAUGGAGGUUGUCAUCACCCGCAAAAAAGACGAGAUUGUAAAGUUCCAAGACAGCCAAGACAAUCCCAUGUUGGAAAAGGGCUUCGUCGCACCAGAGAUAGACGGAUUCGGAGGCCUUCCCUCGGACGAGGCCGCACGCAGUAUCGUCGACAAACUCCGGGAAGCUGGAAAACGCGCCGAAACAACAACGAAUUGGCGACUGCGGGACUGGCUCAUCAGUCGCCAACGCUACUGGGGCACGCCUAUACCCAUCGUCCACUGUGGCGACUGCGGUCCCGUGCCUGUGCCUGAACAAGACCUGCCAGUCAAGCUACCCAUUCUGCCAGCCGCCUUCUUCCAAGGCAGCAAGGGCAACCCCUUGGCUGAAAACAAGACGUGGAAGAAAACUACCUGCCCCAAGUGUGGAUCGGCUGCUGAGCGCGAGACUGACACCAUGGACACGUUCAUGGACUCGUCCUGGUACUUUUUCAGGUUCCUAGAUCCGAAGAACAAGACUGCGCUGAUGGAUCCCGCCAAAGCAAACGACGGCAUGCCCGUGGAUGUCUACGUCGGCGGAGUGGAGCAUGCCAUCCUGCAUCUGCUGUAUGCUCGCUUCAUCUCAAAGUUCCUCGCUACAACACCUUCCUGGCCAGAGGGAAAUCUGGUCAACGGUGAGCCGUUCAAGCAGCUAAUCACGCAAGGAAUGGUACACGGGAAAACCUUUACCGACCCAGAGAAUGGACGAUUCUUGCGUCCUGAUGAAGUCAACCGGGCCGACCCCUCCAAACCACUCAUCAAAGCGAGCGGCCUUCCUCCCAACGUCAGUUUCGAGAAAAUGUCAAAGAGCAAGUACAACGGCGUCGACCCCGGAGCCACAAUCGCAAAGUACGGCGCUGAUGCCACGCGAGCACACAUGCUGUUCCAGGCACCCGUCAGUGAGGUCCUGGAGUGGGACGAGAAGAAAAUCACCGGUGUCCAGCGCUGGCUGCAACGCGUCAUCCGACUCUCCAGCGCAUUCUGGUGGCCCGACCAAGAGCUAGCCCGGUUCAAGUGCAGCACCCCCACAGACCCAGACGAGACUCUCGUCACCAUCCUACAGCGCGAGUCCCUCGACGUCAAGGGGGAAUUCACAAAAACAGAAGACGCCGUCAUCAACGCCCUGCUCCCCAUCGAGGCCCACCUCUGGACCAAAACCCAGCAAACAAUCGCCAGCGUAACAGACUCGUACUCGAAAACCCACUCCCUCAACACCGUCAUCAGCGACCUCAUGACGCUCACAAACACAAUCUGGGACGCGCCGCACGUCUCCGCCACAACCCCGCUCCUCAAAUGGUACGCAAUGCUGCACCUGAUCCGCAUGCUGGCCCCCAUCGCCCCCGGCGUCGGAGAAGAAGCCUGGGACCGCCUCGCCUCAAACACCACCCCGCGCGGCCACAAAUUCCAAACCCGCCUCUCCGUCUUCGCUACCGGCUUCCCCACCCCGGACCUCGAUAUCCUCGCUAAAAUCAACGUUACGGUUCGAUGCGUCAUCCAGCUCAACGGUAAGCGCAAGUUCGAUACCGAUAUCCUCAAGAUGCCCGAGAGCAUCAAGGCGGCGAGCAAGCGCCCGGUCGCCGAGCAGUGGGUGCUGCAGCAGCUGCUUGACUCGGAGGAGGGGCACGAGUGGCUGGAUAGGAAGACGGGGCGGAUUUGGAGGGCCGGCGCGUCGAAGGAGGAUGCUGCUGCUCAUGCUGCUGGUGCUGAUGCUGAGGAGGAGGAUAUGGAGGAACAAAAGUAUACCAUCCCCAGGGGCUGGAAACUUGUCAUUGUCAAUGGAGGCAAGUUGGUCAAUUUCGUCUCGAAGAAGGAGAAGGUGGAGGAGGAGGUGGAGGUUGAUGAUACGUGGGCGGAGGUCGACCGCAAACAGGCGGAGAAGAGACAUCCGUCUGUGCCGUUGGCGUGGCUGGGGUUGAUGGGGAAAAAUAAAAAGAAGUAG
Messenger RNA from Dothidotthia symphoricarpi CBS 119687, 3162 nucleotides. RefSeq names its product leucyl-tRNA synthetase. Gene Ontology annotation, molecular function: aminoacyl-tRNA deacylase activity; leucine-tRNA ligase activity; ATP binding. The transcript is spliced from 2 exons. Gene Ontology annotation, cellular component: mitochondrion. NCBI's taxonomy places the organism in Eukaryota, Fungi, Ascomycota, Dothideomycetes, Pleosporales, Dothidotthiaceae. Gene Ontology annotation, biological process: leucyl-tRNA aminoacylation; mitochondrial translation. The coding region runs from base 1 to 3162 and encodes 1053 amino acids. The record is from RefSeq and is a predicted model, not a curated record.